AUGAAGAUUCAAUUUUACCUUUCGAUUUUGUCUGUCGCUUAUUCGGUCUCGGCCGCCUAUGUUCCCUCGGCGCCAUGGAGCACGCUUACGCCCACCGCAACGUUGGAUUCUUCGGCCAGUGCCACUGCCAGUUUUGACGGUUCGUUCGCUUUGUCUGUUUCGACAAUUUCCACCAACUCGGCUGCGGUUUCUGCUGCUUCAAAGGUGGGAGCUGAGAAGAGAGACGAUUUGGUUGGUCAGAUCACCGAUGGUCAGAUCCAGCACAACUCUAAGGGAGGACAGAAAAGUGCUCCUACCAAGUCUGUGGUGAACCAGAUCACCGAUGGACAAAUCCAGCAACAAACCAAAACCACCGCUGCCGUGGUGAACCAGAUUUCUGAUGGUCAGAUUCAGCAACAAAGUAAGACUACUGCUGCUGUAAUCAACCAGAUUUCUGAUGGGCAAAUUCAGCAACAAACCAAAACCACUGCUGACUUGGUGAACCAAAUUUCAGAUGGUCAAAUCCAGCAACAAACCAAAACUACAGCUGCGGUUAUUAACCAGAUUUCUGAUGGUCAGGUCCAACAGCAAACAAAAACUACUGCCUCUGUGGUGAACCAGAUCUCGGAUGGUCAAGUUCAACACCAGACCACUGCUCCAGCCCACAAGUCUGUCGCCGAGCAGCUCUCCGAUGGACAGGUUCAACACCAGACCAAAGCUGGUCAGGCUACUCAAGUCAGCGAUGGACAGGUCCAGGCUUCUGGUUCUAGUUCAUCGGGUAACGACUCUUCUUCCGACAGCGGUUUUGAAGAGACUUGUGUUUCUUCCGACUCGUUGACUGUGACGCUCAAGAACGGAGUUUUGAAGGACAGUAAGGGCCGUAUUGGCUCUAUUGUUGCAAACCGUCAAUUCCAAUUCGAUGGUCCUCCACCUCAAGCUGGUGCCAUCUACGCUGCAGGCUGGUCUAUCGUUCCUUUGGACUACAAGGAGGACAGCAAAACCAAGCAAUUGGCCGAUGAUCAGAAGAAGGGCGAGAAUGAAGAGAAGGACAAGAAGGAAUCUAAAGACAAGAAGAAGGACGAGAAGAAGUCUAAAGACAAGAAGAAAGACAAGAAGAAGGACAAGAGAGAUGAUGUCAAGUGGGGCAAGUUGGCUCUUGGAAAGCAAACCACCUUCUACAAGUGUUUGUCUGGAGACUUUUACAACUUGUAUGAUGAAAGUAUUGGAGGUCAAUGUUCCGAAGUUGAGCUUGUUGUGUUGAAAGCAGUUGAGUGUUAA
Meyerozyma guilliermondii ATCC 6260 is the source of this 1257-nucleotide messenger RNA. RefSeq lists its product as uncharacterized. The transcript has a single exon. The record is from RefSeq and is a predicted model, not a curated record. Gene Ontology annotation, cellular component: fungal-type cell wall. The coding region runs from base 1 to 1257 and encodes 418 amino acids. Gene Ontology annotation, molecular function: structural constituent of cell wall. Gene Ontology annotation, biological process: fungal-type cell wall organization. NCBI's taxonomy places the organism in Eukaryota, Fungi, Ascomycota, Pichiomycetes, Serinales, Debaryomycetaceae.